Molecule: messenger RNA, 282 nt
Organism: Knipowitschia caucasica
Lineage: Eukaryota; Metazoa; Chordata; Actinopteri; Gobiiformes; Gobiidae
Source: the annotation of a GenBank genome assembly
AUGUUCCACUCUCUGGCUCCGCUUCACUCGCCCUCGCUCUUUGGACACGGAGCCAGAGCACGCUUCAAAGUCAAACACCGCGGACGCAAAACCGAGAGAGAAAAAACGCCGCCCUCUCCCAUUAUGUGCUCAGGCCUCUUGUUCGCGUCCCUUUUGUUCGCGUCCCUCUUGGCGUCGAUCUUCAGAGUCUGUGGCGAGUGCUUGAUCCAAGGCUGCAAGAAAUCAUGGAGGAGCACACUGAAGCGCACGCUUACAAACCACUGCUUAGUCAAGAGUCCCUAA